This is a messenger RNA of Coccomyxa subellipsoidea C-169, 2727 nucleotides long. Its product is annotated as TPR-like protein. Bases 1 to 2727 code for a protein of 908 amino acids. The record is from RefSeq and is a predicted model, not a curated record. NCBI's taxonomy places the organism in Eukaryota, Viridiplantae, Chlorophyta, Trebouxiophyceae, Coccomyxaceae. The transcript is spliced from 12 exons. Gene Ontology annotation, molecular function: protein binding.
AUGAGGCAUGCAGUGAGCGGCCGUCACCAGCAGAGUCAGCCCUCUCUUGUACGCGGAGAGUUGGGCUUCAAGCAGGAUGCGUACUGCUUCACCGCUCGGGUCGCGGUGUCUGGAAAAAUGGGGAAUCACGAGGCUGUGCAAGAGGCCUUUGAGAACGCCUGUCAGCACAAUGCUUGCACAGUUGCCGUGUGCAAUGCCGCCAUUGAGGCGCUCAGUAGAUGUGGCGACGUUGAGGGGGCCAUUGCUCUGUUUGAGGAGAGGAUGCAGUCCCUGGGCAUAGCACCUGAGACGGCCACAUUCAAUGCCCUGAUCCGCGCAGUGGGACGGUCUAGACGAUCUGAUCUUGUCGGCAGAGCUGCAGCGUACUUCAGCAGGCUGUGUGAGCUGGGCUUGCAACCGGACAAGUACACCUUCAGCGCCUUGUUCAACACAGCCUACCACUGCAAACUGCUGGAUGGCGCCUUCUUGUUGCAGGCAAGUCUUGUCGCAUUGUCAGAGGUGCCAUACUUUGGCGUGCGCCUGAACAGCCGCAUCAUGUUCACGUUCCUGCAGUCGGCCUGGGGGGCGCACUUCACGAGGGAGCAGGUUGUGCGAGUGUUUGCAGAGGUGGCCGCCAUGCGCGCCCAGAUGCAGCCUGACAGGAGCGUCUAUGCGGCGCUGCUGAUCUUUGCAGAGCGCCAAGGCGUGCCAGAGCAUGCCCUUGAUGUCUGGGAAGCAAUGCAGCAGGACACCACAACGCCUGAUGCGUUUCUCUUCUCUGCACUCUUCUCGGCAUGCGCGUCCGGCCGAACGCCUGACCUUCUGGACCUGGCUGGCAAGGCUGAAGCCGACAUGCACAUGCGCCGCUCCUCACACAACCAAGGGCAGCGCAGCAACCUUCAACACAAGCAGGAUUGGCUGGUGGCAUACAAUGCUCUGCUGAACCUCCAUGCCAGGAGCAGGCAAGCCAGCGCAGCGGAGGCAGUGUACCAGGGCAUGCUGCAGAAUGGCCCAAAGCCAGACAGCAUCAGCGUCAACACGCUCAUUGCAGCCCAUGCCGAGGUGGGCAAUGCUGAUGCAGCAUUUGAGCGUUUCAGAGAGAUGCAAGGAAUGGGGCUGUCGACCAACAAGAGCACAUACGGGUCGCUGCUGCACUGCUGCGCCCAGGUCGGCAACCACAAGAGCGCGGCUCGUGUGAUGCAGAUGAUGCGUUAUGCCGGCAUACAGCCGACUGUGGAGGCUUACACAAGCCUCAUGGACGCAUGCGUGAAGACUGGCACGCCUGACAGCCUCUCCCAGGCUUUCCAGGUGUUUGAGGAGAUGCAGCAGGAGGGCGUGGAACCAACGGCUGUGACGUACGGCUGCCUGCUGGUGGCCUGUGAGCAGCUGGGGGACGUGGAGCGCGCGUUCCAGCUGUACAAGCAGGCCUGUGAGCGUGGCAUUGUGCCCACAGACGAGUGCCACAACAUCCUCAUCAACGUCUGCGCAGCUACUGGCAGGGUGGAUGAGGCGCUGGAGCUGGUGAAGGAGCUGGCCCGCUCGCACCGAGCGAUGCAGGCGGCUUCGCUAAACAGCGUGGCGCGCGCAUUGGCCGCCCACAACGUGGCGCGCGCUCUGCGCAUGGUGUCCUUCAUGACCACGCUGGGCCUGCCCACCUACCACCAGACCACCAUCACCCUUAUUGGCGCCUGCGCCCGCCAGCACCGCGCCGCCGAAGCAGAGGACCUCUACUGGGGAGUGAGGAAGCGAGGGAUGCUGGUCACGCGUAGCGCUGGGUCAGACCUCAUUGUGGCCCUGUGCAAGGCGGGCUGGGCAGGCAAGGCCCUUCGGGUGUACCGGGACAUGAUGGCCUCUGCCUGGGGAACAUCCACUGGGGCCGCCAAGCAUGCGCACAGCGGAUCCUCCCAGCAGGAGGCCGAGCCACCUGUUCAGACACAUGCACAUGGCCACAAUGAGGCACCAGCAGCUGCUGAUCCUUCCCAGCAGUCCAGCCAACGGAGAGCUGUUCCGUCAGCCCACAGCCACGCUGAGCGCCCCAUAUGCAGCACUUCAGGCGACGAUAAUCCCCUGACGGACAGCAGCGACAAUGAUACAGAGCAGAGGGCAGGGAAUAUCGAGCAGGACAAGCUUUCAGCAGGGGAAGACACUUGCCCACUGUGUCAGCCGCCUGCGAAUCCCAUGCCCACGCUUGUUGCACCUGUGCGGAGAGCCAGCUUGCGCCCCAGCACUGCCAGCGAACCAGAGCUAGCUCUGAAUGCAAAGCACAGAAAGCCCAGUCAGCAUGUGGUGAAGCAGAAGGGCCAGCCAAUCCUCAUUCCCCACAUUGCUGCUGUGGGAGCCCUGGUCGGCGCGCUGGCGCGCAGCGGAGACCUUGACACCGCUUUGGAGCUCUAUGACCAGGUGGGACGAGACAAAGCUGGCGCCGAGCGCCUCACCAUGAUGGAUCGAUCGAUGUGGCAGUCGCUGCUGGAAACCUGCUGUCACGCAGGCCGAAUGGCCACGGCAUUGCAGGUGUUUGAUGACUGGAAAGCGCAUGUGAGCCAGAUGGAGGAGAGCGGCGUGGAACCAGCUAAGCUGCCCAGGCUGUCCAAUGUGACUCUGGCUUUUCUGGAAGCCAGCUGCAGGGGAGAGCAUGAGUGGCGCGUCUUUGAUGUGUGCGCCGCGAUGCGGCAACAGAGUGAGAGGAAGCGGCAGGCGCAGCUGGUCAAGCCGCGCAAGCUCUCGCAUCAUUUCCUGGAUGCAGAGUGA